Molecule: messenger RNA, 2651 nt
Organism: Lycium ferocissimum
Lineage: Eukaryota; Viridiplantae; Streptophyta; Magnoliopsida; Solanales; Solanaceae
Product: protein MICRORCHIDIA 7-like
Exons: 20
Coding region: 163-2379 (738 amino acids)
Cellular component (GO): nucleus
Molecular function (GO): ATP hydrolysis activity
Source: RefSeq, a predicted model, not a curated record
UUUUAAAAAGUUUUCCCCUCAGCAAAAUUAGAGCUCCCUCGCUAUUUUCUAGAGAGUUCCAUCCAUAUUCCCAUAUGUCCCUCAGCCCAGUUGUUUUUUCGCCUCUCUCUUUCUGCCUUUCUAUUGACCAAAAUUUUGCGCACACAGAGUGUAUCAUGCAACAUGAGUACUCUCCCUAUCAAGGAUGAAAUUGUGGACGUCGAGGACUUAGAUCAUCAUAAUACAGCUAUGAUUCCCGUAAGCAGUGGAGGAAGCAAUGGCGUUUCUGGUUCACGUUUUUUUGAUUAUAGUGAUGAUGAUGAUGACGACGACGUGGAAGGAAGUCCUUUGAAGAAGAUGAAAGUUCAAGCAGCUUUGCCGGUAGGGUUUCUUGAUCCACUUUCCCCCGAAGAGCGGGCAGCGUUGAACCGUGCUCGUAAUAUUGUAGGCAAUAAUGAAUUGGUAGUGGCUGCAGAAAAGGUUGUCGCUUCUUCUACUGGUGCUGUUUCGAGUUGUAAGCAGUUUUGGAAAGCUGGAGAUUAUGAAGGCAUUGAUGGUGGUUUUGCUGCUGGUCAUGCAGAUGGCAUGGAUCAUGUGAGAGUUCACCCAAAAUUCUUGCAUUCAAAUGCCACCAGUCAUAAAUGGGCUUUGGGAGCUUUUGCUGAGCUUCUUGACAAUGCUAUGGAUGAGGUUUGCAAUGGAGCCACCUAUGUCAGUGUAGAUGUGUUGGACAACAAGAAAGAUAAGGGUAAAAUGAUAUUAGUUGAAGAUAAUGGUGGUGGAAUGACUCCAGAUAAAAUGCGCUCGUGCAUGUCUCUUGGAUAUUCAGCGAAAAGCAAAUUAGCAAAUACUAUUGGCCAAUAUGGAAAUGGUUUCAAAACAAGUAGUAUGAGACUCGGGGCAGAUGUGAUUGUAUUCUCACGUUGUCAGGGAAGGGACGGGAUAAGCACAACACAAAGUGUUGGGAUGUUGUCAUAUACAUUUUUAAGGAGCACAGGGAAAGAAGAUAUUGUUGUUCCUAUGAUUGAUUUUGUCAAGAGAGAAGGAACUUGGGAGAUGUUGCUUCGAUCUUCAGCUGAUGAUUGGAAAAGAAAUUCAGACACGAUAGCACAAUGGUCUCCAUGUGAAAGUGAAGAGGAUCUCUUCCAGCAGUUUGAAUUAUUGAAUGAUCAAGGAACGCGAAUUAUCAUAUACAAUCUCUGGGAGGACGAAGAAGGAGCCACGGAACUUGAUUUUGACACUGAUCCACAAGACAUUCAAAUCAGGAGUGUUAGUCGAGACGAAAAGAAGAUUGAGAUGGCAAAAGAAUAUCCUAACUCCAGGCAUUUUUUAACUUAUCAACAUUCUUUAAGGAGUUAUGCUUCAAUUUUGUACCUGAGGCUUUCUCCUGGAUUUCGAAUCAUUUUGCGCGGCAAAGAUGUUGAGCAUCAUAAUUUGAUCAACGACAUGAUGCUAUCCGAGGAGAUCACUUACAGACCUCAACCAAUUGGUGAUCAAACAACCCAGGAUCCAAAUGCGGUCGCUCUGGUAACUAUUGGUUUUGUGAAGGAUGCAAAACAUCACAUUGACAUUCAAGGUUUCAACGUUUAUCACAAGAACCGGCUAAUUAAGCCUUUUUGGAGGGUGUGGAAUGCUGCUGGAAGUGAUGGUCGUGGUGUGAUUGGUGUCUUGGAAACUAAUUUUGUUAAACCAGCUCAUGAUAAACAGGGUUUUGAGCGCACAAUCGUCCUUGCUAGACUUGAGGCGCGUUUACAAGUUAUGCAGAAGAAGUAUUGGUCCACAAACUGCCAUUUAAUUGGUUAUGCAAAGCGUCGCAAUAUAAAGAGCGGUGUCUCUCCCGAGAAAGAAUCAAGUGCUUCCACUAAAAGCAAGUCCUGUUCCCGGGUUUCCUCUAGUGGCCACACAACCUGUCAUGAUAAAUCUAAAUCGAAAUCCAUUGGAGGAGAACACGAGAAGGGACCAGUUCAUUCUUCGGUACAGGCAACAAAUCAGGCUAUGUGGAGAGAAACUCAGCAAGCGUGUUUAUCAAAUAGGCAAACUGGUCAAAUUCCAGCAAAUUUAGUUGUCAAGCGAGAACAGAUGGAAGAUACUGUGUCCAACUUGAGAGAAGAGAAUCACAGUACUAAGAAUAGUUUACAACAGGCUUAUCAGUAUGAAAAAGACAAGGUUAAGAAUCUAGAAGGUCAACUUCAGGCAGCACACAAGAUGAUAUCAGACCUGAAUAACAACCACAAAAAUUUAGCUAGUAUGCUUAUUGAAGAGCGAAAAUGUAGGGAUAAGGAAGAAGAAAGUUUAAGGAGCAAAUUAAAGGAUGCUUCUGAUACCAUGGAAAAGCUAAUCUACAAAAAUAGGCAGCUAGAAAGUAGGAUAGCCUUUAUAAGUAUCAAGCGCGAACGUUGAGGUACAAACAACGAUGAGAAGUAACACAAAAUAUGCAGCUCAAGAACAACUGAUGCAGACUUCAAUGUCUUGACUAAUAGCAAGUCCAUUCAAUACUAACAUGUAUAUUGGCUUUUACUAAUGGCUUGUGUUGAGAACCAGUUGGCUGCUUUGCACAGGAUGUGCAAGCUUUCUCAUAUGCCAAGAGUGGGAAAAAAGUGAUUUGUAAAUUAGCAAGAUCUUUAACCGCGAGUUUACUCUGUAUUGUAAUCCGUCAUGUUACCUUUGCUCGA